UGGCAUCCAUCCUGCAAUUGAUCUGAAAUUGGCCACAAUAAUUGAAAACUUUGCUGAAGAGAGUGAGUUAUUUUCCAAAAUCAAGAUUUUUUUUAAUUUUGUGAAAGCAGUAAAACAAACAUCCCCAACAGAAGUGUUCAGCAGCUUUGCCCAGAACCUUCUACAGGUGAACCCCCAAACCCACCUUACUAUGGUUGACAUGUGCUUUAACAUUGAAGGUCCAUAUGCAGAAAAAUACCCCCAGACAGCCAUUACAUGGUUGAACGACUCCAAUAAACUAGAUUACUAUGUUAAAGAUGUAAGCAAACGUCUGUCUACAAUUCCUCAGCUUUUUAGGACAGUUGCAUUGAAAUCCUUAGAUAGAGUUGUUUGCUCCAUGAAGGAAAUACCUAAUGAGGUGUCACUUACCCUAAUUCCUGAGUUAGUGAAACUGCUUUCCUGUAAAACAGAAGAUUAUCUCGUGCCAUUGAUCAUUGUUACGCUCUAUGGCAUCACACAGAAGACAAAAGACAAGGAUCGUUGGAGCAACUCUGACCUUGAGAAAAUAUGCAAGCACAUUGUCCCAUGCACACAGAGGGAGGGUUAUCCCUCUGAAUUGAAGAUGUAUGCCUAUGCGUUGCUAGCAAAUCUUUACACAUUUAGUUGUGUUCCUGGUUACAUCAGCUUUCUGGGACUGACUCCGGUACCUGAAGAACUACUUAUCUGGGGACGGGAUGAAAACCUGAAAGUAAAGCUGAGAGAUUUAAACAAGUCCUUAAACGGACAACAUUCUGUCUCCAAGUCAGCAAGUGAAGAUUCAAAAGACAGUCAUUUGUCAGAAACCAAGAAGAAGAAGAGGAAGAAGAAGAAGAAGAAGAAGAAGAAGAGGGGAACGGCAGAAAAACAAGACAUACCAAAAGAAGAGACAGACACACAAGAAAAUAAAACCUGUUUAGCCUUCAAUACUUCAUCUACUCCUGUUGAGGAAUCUGGCCUUGAUGAGUGUUCUAGUGUCAAGCCGUUCCACCCCACCACUGACACGUCACCAUUACAGCGCAAAUGGCACAAAGUCAGCAAGCGGUGGGAGACACAGUUAGAGAAGCUUGCCAACAUGGAUGAAAGUAAAGUUUAUAAAGUAGGAAACCUCACUAUUGUAGAUGAUGCAGAAUUCUACAUAGCAAAGGGGAGUGAUGGAACUGAGGUCUUCUUGGGCCUCAGGGAUGAUGGCACUGAAGUAGCAGUUAAGAGAAUGACCAGAUUAAACUAUCAAGUUCUCAAGAAUGAGGAGGAAUUCCUACGUCUUCCUAAACUUGAUAAUCCCUACAUUGUAAGAUAUGUUGACUUUGCCGAGGAUACAAUCUUUGGCUACCUUGUUCUUCAGCUGUGCGAAUACACCUUGGAUGAAUACAUCAAAGACCACUUACCAAAGGACAACCCUCGUGUUCUGAAGGAAAUUGUACAUGAUGUUCUCUCUAGUCUGGGAGUGCUUCACAGUAAAGACACCAACAUACUCCACAGGGAUAUCAAACCCCAGAAUGUUUUGAUAGAUGUUACCGGCAGGGCAAGAUUAGCUGAUUUUGGUAUAAGUCGACAAUUGACCACGGGACAAACGACUGUAAAAACAAGAAGUGCUGGAACAAAAUGCUGGAUGGCCAGGGAAACGUUCGAUGAGGACGGCGAUAUCAGAUAUAAGCGGAGCACUGAUAUUCAGGUGGUUGGAAUGUUGAUAUAUUACAUCCUCUCUGGUGGACACCACCCCUUUGGCAGAGGUCCUCGAUGUGAGAGCAACAUUCUGGAUGGGAACUACAAUCUGGAUCACGUUGUAGAUGAGGUUACAAAUGACCUCAUUGAGUGGAUGAUCAACGAAGACCCAAAAAAGAGACCUACUGUGGAGGAGACCUUGGAUCACCCCUACUUCUGGGAUGAGAAGAGGAAAGUUGAGUACUUGAGAAGAAUUGGGAAUGAGAAGGAGGUCGGGAAGUAUAGUGAUGCUGACCCAGAACUUCUAGAAGCUCUGAAACAAAGUGCCAUGGAGAGAACCUUCUGCCAGUGGAAAUCCAAGCUGCCGCCUGAUUUGAUCGAGAAGAUGGAUGGCAGAAAGCCCUACCCUGAGAACAUGUUGGGGUUACUACGCUUCAUACGCAACCUCCAUGAGCACUAUGCUGAGGAUUUAGAAUCUGUUGACCUGAUGAAAAUGUUCCCUGAUCUCUUUGGAUGCGUCUACAUGUUGGCCAAGAAACAGGACUGGAAUUCAAGGCCUGGUCUGAAAAAAAUGUGUCCGAGAGAUUUAAGCUCAUGAUUCUGAAAUGUAAACUGUAUGUCAUUUUAAACUGAUGAAAUAUGAACUAAUGUCAUACUCAAGACUCUUUGUAAGUAGAGCCAGUGAUCUGUGUUAAGGACAUUUUGUAUUCUACAUUUUCACUGAUAGACCUAAUAUACAUAUGAUUUUUACAAACCAAGAUUACAUGGUUGUAGCAUAUCUAUCAUGGGGGAUUUGAAUGUAAAAUAUAACCUUGUGAAAUCUAAGGCUUUUUGUUUACUUGUUUCAGUUUACUUUUUACACAAAGCAUUGAUAUGAUAGCAAUGACUUGUCAAAUGUAUUGUUCAUGCAGUCAUUUUUUUUAAAGGAAUCUAGUAGGUUUU
This is a messenger RNA of Oncorhynchus mykiss (rainbow trout), 2622 nucleotides long. NCBI's taxonomy places the organism in Eukaryota, Metazoa, Chordata, Actinopteri, Salmoniformes, Salmonidae. The record is from RefSeq and is a predicted model, not a curated record.